Rhodamnia argentea is the source of this 491-nucleotide messenger RNA. RefSeq names its product MATH domain and coiled-coil domain-containing protein At3g58360-like. The transcript is spliced from 2 exons. Bases 25 to 438 code for a protein of 137 amino acids. Lineage: Eukaryota; Viridiplantae; Streptophyta; Magnoliopsida; Myrtales; Myrtaceae. The record is from RefSeq and is a predicted model, not a curated record. Gene Ontology annotation, molecular function: protein binding.
UUUUUUUUUUCAACUGAUUGGAUCAUGGAGAAGCAGCAGGCGAUGGUUGAUCAAAAUCCCACUUCAUGGAAAUACACAUGGAAGAUUACCAACUUCACUAGCUUGAUUCAAAAGACGUCCUCCUCCGAAGCGUUCACGUUCGACGACAACGCCUGGCGAAUACUCAUUUGCCCCAAGGGGAAGGACGUAGAGUACUUGUCCAUGUACUGGGAAGCCACUGAUUCCACGAGGCUACCAUCAGGGUGGCGCAGAAGCGCCUGUUUCAGAUUGAUUCUGGUCGAUCAGAACAAUUAUGGCCAUUCUAAGAUUAAGGGUACACUGAUUGCGAUUCUGAUUAUGUGCGGUUUUUUCAGUCUGCUGAGGGAAUCUGAUUUUGAGAUAUGGUGGAAUGAGAAACCUUCUUUCAUUUUUGCUACUUUAUUCCUCUUUCAUGUCUAGGAUGAAUUUACGCACAUAUAAGUUCUUGCAAUUGAUGGAAUUCGUCUUAGUAA